AUGGCGACCGCCACGCUCUUCCGCUCGUCGAGGGCAGCUUUCCCUCGACAGAGCUUCAGAGUCAGAUCCUGCCAGUUCCAAAUCAACGCCAUGGAGUCGCGCCGCAAUCUUUCGUCGUACCUGGUUACGCCAAAAGAGCUCGCCGAAGCUCUGAAGAAGAGCCCGCCCUCGCCUAUCAACUCCGAACCUCGAGUCAUUCCCCUCUGCGCAUCGUGGUUCCUACCCAACGACGAGCGCAAGGGCAUCGACACAUUUCGCCAGCAGCGCAUCCCUAAGGCUCGAUUCUUCGAUGUGGACAAGGUCAAGGAUAAGCACAGCCCGUAUCCGCACAUGCUCCCAAGCGCCAAAGAGUUUGCGGCAGCAAUGAGCGAAUUGGGCAUCAGAAAAGAGGACACAGUCGUUGUAUAUGAUUCGAAAGAGGCUGGUAUCUUUAGUGCGCCGCGUGUGGGCUGGACGCUCAAGGUUUUUGGCCACCCCAAGGUUCACAUAUUGAACAACUUCAGGCUGUGGGUGGAGGAAGGCUACCCAACAGAAUCGGGCGAGCUCUACAGCGUUGAAUGUAGCAUGUAUCCCAUUCCCAAGCUGAACCCAGACGAUCAAGUGGCCAGCUUUGAGGAGGUUAAGGAAGUCGCCAAGGAUUACAACAAGGAGGGCAGCGAAGGCGUACAGAUUCUGGAUGCCAGAGGUGCCGCUCGUUUCACAGGCGCAGCACCCGAACCCAGAGAAGGACUGUCCUCUGGUCACAUGCCCGGUGCCAUCAACAUCCCAUUUGAUGCCGUCCUGGAUCCCAAGACAAAGGCUUUCCUGCCCAAAGAAGAGUUGAAGAAGUUGUUUCAGGAGAAGGGCGUGGAUCCUGAGAAGCCCAUCAUCACGAGUUGCGGAACCGGCGUGACUGCAGUCGUGAUUGAGACUGCUUUGGAGGAGGCAGGCUACGGCUCUACGGAUCAACGCAGAGUAUACGAUGGCAGCUGGACUGAGUGGGCACAGCGUGUCAAGCCGUCCGACAACCUCAUCAUCAAGGAUGUGGAAUAA
Pestalotiopsis fici W106-1 is the source of this 1032-nucleotide messenger RNA. RefSeq lists its product as uncharacterized. Gene Ontology annotation, molecular function: thiosulfate-cyanide sulfurtransferase activity. The record is from RefSeq and is a predicted model, not a curated record. The transcript is spliced from 2 exons. Gene Ontology annotation, biological process: transsulfuration. Gene Ontology annotation, cellular component: mitochondrion. Lineage: Eukaryota; Fungi; Ascomycota; Sordariomycetes; Amphisphaeriales; Sporocadaceae. The coding region runs from base 1 to 1032 and encodes 343 amino acids.